AUGUGCACCUUCUCGGCCUCUGUCCUUCAAGAGAGGCUGAAAUAUGGGCUGGAGGACACAGGGGAUCCAGAUGUGGGGGGGAUCCAGACAAUUCAACGUGGAGUCGUGAUCCAGAAGGCCAGAUACCACCCCAAUAUUCACCACUUGGACUUUUCUCCCGUCAAAGAAGAGAACUCCUGCUGCAAGCAGGUGUCUGCCCAGUUGACCAUCACCUCCAUCCCUCCCCGGGCCUUGGAAGGGAACAACAUUGCCCUACCUAUCCAGGGGCGACCAGCCCACAGCAGCCGGGAGACGGGCAGUGCUGAUGGUUCCCUGACCAUCACUGAUGUGCGAGUGUCAGAUGACGGAAUCUACACCCUGCAGCUCAUCUCUGUGGAUGGGACCAGUGGCCGUUAUGCUAUGCUACUUGUCUCUAGUCCCGGGUCAUCCCUCUCUGAAGGGGCCAUCGCUGGCAUUAUCAUCGGGAUCCUGGCUGUCACUGCUGUGGCCACAGGGCUGGGCUGUUUCCUCUACAUCAGAAAUGCCAAAGGGUAA
Molecule: messenger RNA, 534 nt
Organism: Lipotes vexillifer (Yangtze River dolphin)
Lineage: Eukaryota; Metazoa; Chordata; Mammalia; Artiodactyla; Lipotidae
Source: RefSeq, a predicted model, not a curated record